Messenger RNA from Lactuca saligna, 759 nucleotides. NCBI's taxonomy places the organism in Eukaryota, Viridiplantae, Streptophyta, Magnoliopsida, Asterales, Asteraceae. The record is from the annotation of a GenBank genome assembly.
AUGAUAGCAAGUGAUGAGGGUUUUAAAAAGAUGGCUGCUAAAAUGAAGGAGAAAUAUGAUAAGUAUUGGAGCAAUUCAUCAAACAUUAAUGUGUUUUUAUUUAUUGCUCCAAUUCUUGAUCCACGAUACAAGUUAGGUUAUGUUUCCUUCAUUAUUAGCCAAAGUUUUGAUGAAGAAAAAGCCAAAAAUUUGUGUGAUCAAGUAGAGAAAGUAUUGCGAGACUUGUAUGCUCAUUACUUACAUGAAGUUGGAGUUACUAAUGAAAAUCCAACUACUAGUUUCGGACAUUUUGAAGAAGAGAUUCUUAUUGAUGUUGAAGAUGAUCCGACAACUUUCUUGAACAACCAAUACAAAAGAUUGUUGGAAGAGAACUCAAGUGGUACAGCUGCAAAAUGCGAGUUGGAUUGGUAUUUGAGUGAGCAAUGUGAGUCUUUUGACAACAAGUUCAACUUACUUAGUUGGUGGAAGAAAAUUCAAGCAAGAUUUCCGGUCAUUGCGGCAAUUGCUAGGGAUGUUUUGGCAAUUCCAGCUUCAACUGUAGCCUCAGAAUCUUCAUUUAGUACUGGGGGACACAUUCUUGAUGCAUUUCGUAGCUCAUUGACCCCCAAAACAGUUGAAGCAUUGAUAUGUUCUCAAAAUUGGCUUAGGUCCAAAAAUGUUCCUAUUGAUAUUGAGAAAAGUUUUGAAGCUCUUGAAAAUUUUGAAGUCGAAGUGAAGGACUUACCUCAAGCUAUAUCCGCUCUUACUGUGGAUGAUUGA